UAAAUUCUAAGCUCUGAUUGGCCAGUUAUAACGAGCGUUAUGAUUGGUCAGGGGGUGGGACUUAUCCAGUGGGCCUUUGUAAAACAAAAUGUCUGAUUGGUCAGAAUGGUUAGGGAGCGUCGGGUGAGUUAGUAGAGUGGGUUAGGGGGGGAAAAAAAAAAAAAUGGCGAAACUUGGACCGCCGUUCCGGCAUGAAAAUGUCACCCAGCACGGAUUUAUCGUUGUUUUUUUGAGCAUUAAGUCCUAAAAUACAGUUCCGGGAUACACUCAAAGAAGCCGGCUGUCUUUUUUUUUUUUUUUUUAAAUCUUGUAGGUUGAGCUGGUCAGAGGGAUAUGGUUGUGGAUAUGCUGACGUCUCUCCAAGAGCAAAUCCCUCCGCGUGUCGCUCCGACGGAGGAAGACUGCCGGAAUUCCCCCACCGCCCUUCGUCUCGACUGCCGCAGUGACCACUGUCAUCCUCCGGCUGUCCCUCGCGCUUCCGUUUUUGACCGCGCCGAUGAGCCGGGAAGUUCCUCAGCGAGCAGAAGUUCGAAGGCGGUCAGGAUGAACCUCAUUGAUGGUGCCAACUGUUCAGAACAGCAGCGAAUGAGCUCGUCAGAAAGCGACAACAUGGAAAGCCAUGAAGACAGAGACGAGAGUCGACACAGACAGCCCGAAGAUAAAACCACAAGGUCCUGUAAACGCAAGUUGGACUUGGCGUCGUUAUCUUUAGGGUCACGUGACGUGAUUAAAGCCCAGGAUUCCGAGAAAAAAGAUCCCGAAAGCCCCCCACCAGCAAAGAGAUGGGUGAUCGGCCCUCUUUUCCAGUCGUUCAGAUCCAAGAUGGCGAGCUUCACGGAGAUCGUCAUGAGUCCCGUGCGGCUUUUCAAACCCAUCGAGCUUCCGGCUGGGUCUAACGACGAAGCUCCGCCUGUGACUCACGAGAGCCAGGAGGAUGUAGACGACGCGGUUUCGAUAAAAGAGGAGAAGGUUACUCCCUUGACAAAACUGAAAAUCAUCCAGAGACUGAGUUUCGACACCAGUUCGCGCGAUUCCGAGCAGAAUAAAGUGACUGUUUCGCAGAACGGAUCAGAACAUCGACAAGACUCGAUCCCAGAGGACGAUCGGUUUACGGAAGCGGUCAGGGCUACAAAUGUUCCCCAGUGCAGCAGGGAAGGAAAACAGAACUCCGAAUCGUUAAAUUCACUCCAACGCACAGAUCUGGCGGACGGUACGGGCUCCGUCAGGACGAGCCUUAUGAAAGGUUCUGGAUCUGGGAAAGCAGUGCAGGAAUUAAUCGUUUUGUGUGAACGAAAGACAAUGGAUGAGUUAAUAAAGCAAACAGGACAGGCAGAUGAGAGUACAAGUCAAGAUCAGCCCAAAAAGUUGAGGCGUCCAACUCCGGCUAUCAGAAAGAGUAAGAAAGGCAGAGCAGUCGAGAGACGUGAUCAAGCGGGAAUGGCGAAAAGCGUGGAAAAAGAAGGCACAAUUGGGACAGACCAAGAGGAAGAAUCUCCGACGGUGAUGCAGACCAAGAUUUUGGAAAACCUGAUGCUGGUUCAGACUGGUAAACGGAGAAAAGUUCAGGUCUCGGACGAGCGCCUUAGCACGUGCGAUACUGGAGAUGUUCAAAUGCCAGGCUUAAACUCCUGUGAUUCCUCAGCGAGAGAGAUGCGAGCAUCCAGAAGUAAAAGGGAAACAGGCGCGAGAUGUACAUUGGUAGCCUUGGAUACCACCAAAAGUGCCUCGAUUGAUCUCGUCAGCACGAACGCGACAAACGAUUCCACACCACCAGAAGGUCCUCCGUCGACGUGGGCUAGUUCCCGAACGACCAGACGGUGUAAGAACGACAAAGAGAGGAAAUCCGACGUCGCGGAAGAUCCGGCAGAGCGUUUCAGGUCCAGCAACGGAUCUUCAGAUUCAAAACCGGUGCGUAGGAACAAUAUCCGUCAAGCCAAGCGCAAACCUGAGACGUCCGCAACGCCGGCAGCCAAAAAGCCAGAAGUUAGCAAAAAGAGCUCAAGUACACGAAGAGUUAAAAGAGCCGUGGAUGCGUUUGAAGAUCAGGGGAUGUCCAUGUCUCUGACGCUGAAGGUCGGGUCAGGAGUGGACGUAGAAAAGGAAGCGAACUCCAUCGUGACUUGUGGAAUAACGACGAAGGGCAGGAAAACGAGAGAAGACGUUGGAGACGACUCGAAGCCAGGACCGACGUCAGGCUCGAAUCGGCUCAAGCGCAGCCUGUCCUGCCCCGACAUCACCUCGCUGCAGCACGGUAACGACGCCCCUUCUGCUCCAGUCAGUGACAAAACCCUCUGCUGUCCUCCUUCUCCCCUGAAAAAGGCACCUCAUUUAAACGUAAACGUACCCUCUCCGUUCAAGCGUGCUCGCAGACACACCGUGUGCAGCGUCGAAAUCGAGCGCGAGAUCGCCCCCUUGUGCCUCCGCAAGGAAGUUUAUCCAAAAUGGGGCAGUGCUUCCAGUCCUCCGUACACACACACUCCGUCCAAAUCCUUCGCGUCCCUCGUCUCCUGUUUUUUAUCGAGCCCCUUAGCGUUCCUUUCCAAGAAAUCGAGCGGAGGACACGGCGACGACAGCGGAUACGGAGCCAGCAGCAGUGACGUCGGCUGCAUCGCGUCUUCUUCGCCGCCUUCGCUCAGCGCGACUAGCGGAUCCGCGUUCUAUGCCGGUGCGCCUCGCACACCUGAGCGGUCCUCCGUGUCCUUACACUGCAGUGCGUUCGUCGCUGUAUCGAUGGAGGUGGAUGAAGGCGCGGUUCGGGAGGAAAACGAGGAAAACGAGCAGCCCUCGGCCGUAUCCGAAGAGAAAGCUUUGUCCGACUCGGAGAUUAAGACCGACAACAAGCAAGUGGAACGCAGAAAAGUGUCCUCGAUCCGCAUCCGCAAAACUCUCCCCAAACCGCAGUACAAUCUGACUCCGAUGGGUCUCCCCAAAGCCGUCAGGAUAAAGAAGAAAGUCUUUAGCGUGGAGGAAAUCUACACAAACAAGAACUUCAGCAAACCUCCUGAAGGACGCUUAGAGACCAUAUUUGAAGUCCCUCUUAGCCGGCGAGACGGUUCCCAGUCCCUGAUGGGUUCGAAACGGGCAAAGCGCUUUGUCAAGUUUCCCGAACUGGGCGUGACCAGGAAGCCAAGGAGGCCCCUCGUUGGUGGAGCAGGAGGGGGCGGAGCUCAGAGAAAAGCAGCAGGGAAUUCCGUCACGGGACGAACCCGCAGAGGCAGGGAAGAAGAAGCGCUUCAUCUGCAGGACUCUGAUUCGCUCCUGUGCUCGAAACUGAACGAACUGGACGAGUGGAUGGAGACGGAGCACGUGGUUUACUGAAACCUUCAGUCUGGCUUGUUUUUCUUUCCAUAGCGUACACGUGCAGAAAUGUACGGGGGGACAGACGCUUGUACAGCGUGCGCUUUAUAAAGUUUCACUUCACUUCCAACGAGUUCUCUCGCAGCCCUUUUCCAGAUUUCAGAAAUGUAAUAACAAAUAGCGGUGUCUGAGCAAUGUUGGCCUGAAACACCGACACAAUUUGUCCCAAUUUAGCAUUUUUGUUGUGUUUAAAAUGAAUUUUAUACAGCAGAUGUUGACUAUAUCUCUUGCAGGCUUUGUUUGUUUUUUUUUUGUUUGUUUGUUUGUUUUUUUUUUAAAAUAGAAACUUCUGACCUAGUCAUGUGGAAACUAAGUGAACACAUGACUCACUCGCCAUUCAUGCGCUUAUAAUUAUAGCAAGAGCACUGUUGCUAGGCAACGGGGAAGUGAACUCCAGGCGGCGGUGAGGAACUCCAGAAGUUAUCGCCACAAGAGUGAGCUGUUUACAUGACGAACACGGCUCCAGUUCAGUUCGUCCGCCCCGCUCGUGAGAUUCCGGUGUACAAAGCAAUCCUGACUCUCAAGUUAUAUUCGCCGUCAGCGUAAGUUGUCAAACACACUGUCCGGCAUCUUUCGAGUAAGUGUCGGUGCAGAUUCGUUUACAGAAGACGUCCGUACAAGCGCUUAACCUCCAUGAUGAUGCUCAACGAGGCGUCCAUCAGCUCAACGUAAGAUUACAGCUAAUAUUCAGAGGUCUGGUAUUGAAAACGGAGAAUGAAUGAAUAAAUACUUUAAAUAAAUAAAUAAAUAAAUGCAUCUGUACUGUUCAUUAAGUCGUGAGGAUGCCUGAAUAGUUCACUCGGUGUCUCAGGGUGUGUGUGCGUGUGUGUGUUACUUUUUCAUUUUUUUUUCCGUGACCAUCUCGUGUCUUGUGUAAAUGCUUUUGUAAAAUAGGAAGACAGGACACUUGUUUAUCGUUUUUUUUUUUAUGAUAAUCUCUGUCGCAAUAUCUGAGGUUUCUCUCGUGCCGUACAAAGUCGACUCCACGCCACGUCAUGUGUUUUAUUAUUCUGUUUUUAAUAUUAAAUAAUAAGUACAAACUAUUAACUUGUAGCUACACGAGCAGCCCACGUGGAUGUUCCAGAAACAGGUGAAGGUGAAUUGUUUUCUAUGUAAUAUAUUCCUUGUGUUUUUGUUUUGUGGUUUUUUUUUUUUUUUGGUUGUUUUUUUUUUUAUUGUUUAAACUUAUUAAAUUGAACAGUUGCUUGUAAA
This is a messenger RNA of Ictalurus furcatus (blue catfish), 4569 nucleotides long. It is a transcript of the gene prr14, whose product is annotated as proline rich 14. The coding region runs from base 334 to 3318 and encodes 994 amino acids. Lineage: Eukaryota; Metazoa; Chordata; Actinopteri; Siluriformes; Ictaluridae. The transcript has 9 exons. The record is from RefSeq and is a predicted model, not a curated record.